AUGGCCUCUUCUUCUUCGCCGCUGCAUGCUUCGUUCCUGGAGAGUAGUAGAAUUCCGCCGAAUCGCAAUAAUGAGAACACCACAACCACCACCGAUCGUUCAUCACCGUCCUUUCCUGCAUCUGGCGCCGGAUCGCCGAGCACGGGAGCACCACCACGGGGUGCGAGAUCAUUGAGCAAUAGUAGGCAGAAACGCCGACUAAAACUUCGCAAUGCAGGCUUUCGAGGUCCUGCGAUUCCUGGGAGGAGGGUGACGCCGGCGAACACUUCCUCGACCUUGACCACGACCACUUGGUCUGCGGCGAGCGAUGCGGAGAAUAUAAGCCCAUUGGGUAGAAUGAAGACAUACGAAAACGAUGACAGGAUAGGAGAGAGGGAUAGUAAUUGGAAUACAACGAGAAGGAAUGAUUCUGGGGUGGAAGUGUUGCAGGAUAUUGUCAACUCGUCGGCGACACGGCGCGCGCGGCCACGCGUGACCUCGGGGAAGUUUUGGUCAACUACAAACGCAGACACAAGCGAGGCCCUGGUUGCUCUCGACAACGACAACGACUCUUCUCCGCUGCACCCAACUUCAACAACCACCAACUCUCGUUCUCUGAGGGUACGAGCAAACAUGGAGGGUUUCGGACGACGUCUCGAUCGAGAGCAACGAGAGAAAGACACGAAUGAUCACAUCGCAUAUCUGGAGACAGCAUUGGCAGAGACGCUCAAAGACCUUGACAAGCAGGUGUCUUCCUCAACCGCCAAAGAGCUUUCCGAUACACUGCGGCACCUGAGAGCCGCGAAUCGAGGACUGCACCAAGACUUACGUGACUGGGAGAAGCGUUAUCAAGAUCGUGUUUCCGAGGCCACUGAAGACCACCGCAAGGUCGAAGUCGCCCUGCGCAAUCGAGUCGUCCAGCUUGAAACGCAAGUGACCACUUUGCAAACGCCCAUCCAGAACGUUUACGCUGCUACGACGGACAAGUGGCACUCCGAGAAGUUUAAGACACUUGAAGCCCACAUCGCACGGCUGGAAAUUGAGCUGGUGCAGCAAAAGGAUAAGAAUGAAUCUCUCCAGAAAAAGAAAGAUAAGGUCAAUCGUCUUUUGGCGGAGUCCACUUCACCAGCCAAGUUCGACCCUCCAUCGGCUACGCCAGGGCUCUCAAGACGUGGUAGGCCCACGUCUUUGAACGUCCGCGUCCCUACAGUUGGAGAGUUGGCCAUGUCACCAGAUCGCUUCUCGGCUACUUCACCAGCAUUCUCUCGCAUGCGACAGAGUCCUCGAGGACCAUUCUCUCCGCUGGGCCAGACGUUCUCUCCUGAAGUCAUGUCGCCCGUCGACAACGGCAGCGAGUCGGACGCUUCGUUCAGCACCAGCAGCAUGCAGCCAUCGGACACCAUCUCAAGACGCAACAGACACAUGAGGAAAUUCGAGGGAAACGCGCCUAAGCCGCUCCUUCUCCCAGAGAUGUCUUUGUCCACAAAGCGAACGAUCCGAUCAGCUCCUAUCUUCGAGUCGCACGACGGCGAGACUCCAUUCAAAUUCCCACCUUUCGAAUCGACCGACGGUAGCCCACAUAGUCGUCGCCGCAGUUCUUCGACCGAGUCAAACGCUGCGGCCAUGUCGCCACCACCAGCAGGCUUGCGAUUCGACACCACCGACACUGAGGUUGACGUUGAUACGUCGCUCAAGAUGUUCUCCCCGACCUCCGACUCAUUUGACGACGUCAACGACCGCAACUUCUCUGCCAGCACGCGAGACUCAACGAUCGGUAGACACUUCCACCGCAACCUCAUGGAUGAGCUUACCGCCGCUCGCAACUCGAGCACCAGCACAGACAAUGAGCAGUUCCAUUCUGAUCCUGCCUCGACCGACCACGCAUCGACCGAUGAUACGAUGAACACAGUCAUACGUGCGAGUCCUCAGUCCAGCCCAUUCGAUUCAGAGGUGGAAGAGCUGCCGGAGGAGGGUGAUGAUAACAAUGAUGCGGAUGCGCAUGCGCCAAUUCCUGUCGUCGAUACUGGCUCGUCCGCCAGCAGGCCUCCAUCGCCGCUGUACGCAGAGCGUCGCAAGCCAGUCAUCAUUCAGCACAUCUUGCAGACCCAUGCCAGCAACACAUCCCUCAUGUCGGCCUCUCAGGCUUCGCUAUCGACUGUCGGUAUCGCCUCCAAUUCUUCACGCUCGACUCUGGACAGCUUGAGAACCGUACUCAGCAACCUCUUCCAUUCGCCAAUCGAUGUGGUUAAGCACCUUGUUCAGGCAGCACAGGCACGCAUGUCAAUUCCUCGCCCACUUCUUUCGAUUCAGUGGUGGCUUGUCGGCUUCUUGUUCGGUCCCAUGGCUCGUCAUGGCAUGCUCGGCCACUCAUCAUCAGGCACCAGCAGCGAGCAGCAGUCCCUGAUCGAAGACUCGCCCUCCCAAGACCAAGACGUCAACGCUCUGAGCUACGGCACAGCAUACCAGACCCCAGAGACCUCGCCCUCUCCCGUCGUCACCGGCAGCAAUAGCAUGGUUGCCGGCACCGGCAAGAAGCGCGCGAGCAGCCCCAGCGAUAAGAACGUUGCGGUCCCCUCUGGCGCCGGCGCUGGCAAGGUAGCUAAGCACUGCCCUCACCAACCGCGUCGCUGGAAGCACAGCCCACUGCUCUGGCUCAAGUUUAGCAUGUGUCUGGCGGUCGCGGUGGGCGUAGCUUUCAAGGAUGGGCCUAGCAGCCUGCUCAAGGAGGCUGUGUGCCAGGCCUGCAAGGGGAAGAAGGGCAACUGGAGGAAGACGAGCCGGGACGAGCCUUUCACGCCGCCGUACUGA
Molecule: messenger RNA, 2787 nt
Organism: Zasmidium cellare ATCC 36951
Lineage: Eukaryota; Fungi; Ascomycota; Dothideomycetes; Mycosphaerellales; Mycosphaerellaceae
Exons: 1
Coding region: 1-2787 (928 amino acids)
Source: RefSeq, a predicted model, not a curated record